Molecule: messenger RNA, 3448 nt
Organism: Capsicum annuum
Lineage: Eukaryota; Viridiplantae; Streptophyta; Magnoliopsida; Solanales; Solanaceae
Product: serine/threonine-protein kinase STY13
Exons: 3
Coding region: 889-1812 (307 amino acids)
Biological process (GO): signal transduction; protein phosphorylation
Cellular component (GO): cytoplasm
Molecular function (GO): ATP binding; protein kinase activity
Source: RefSeq, a predicted model, not a curated record
UCGUUUUAACCCUGGAUCACCCUAAUUGUUGAUUUUUUCACUCGAAUUAGCGUUUUUUCUGGGAAUUCUUAGCUGAUUUUUUUUCUUUAACUAAAUUCUGUGCUGGGUGUAGCUUUUUUUUUUGCUUGCUUAUCUGACUUUUUUCCUUCCAAGCCUGAGCUAGAAAUCAACGCGUUUUUGUUGUAAUUACCAUUAAACCCCUCAACUUUUCUUUUGGGAGUAAAAUGUAAGAGGGGACUUUUUUUUUUUUAAAGAGUUUGGUCCUUUUUUUCUUGCCAACAAAUUCACUUCUCUUUCAGUUAAUUUGUUCCGUAUUUUUUAUGAUGUUCUGCAUAUAAUAUUCAUUUUUAUCUGUUACUUUAUCCCAAAAAAAUUUGGUCCAAAUAUACGUGCCCUUACAAAAUGAACAAAACAUUAAUAGUUUUCCCCUAUUCUGUCCUUACUGCUCCAUGGUAGUAUAUAAUCAUCAUUAAUUACUGAGUCAUUUAGCUAAAUUUGAAGGCAUUAAAAUUGACGAUAAUUUUCCUUUAAAUAAUAUACUCUUUCCAUUCCUUUCUAAGUCCUCCUUCUGGUUUGUGAUUUUGUUCCUAUGUAAGUGUAUGUUUGAUCAUAAUCUUCCUAAUAUGCACUUGAAUUUUAAUAUAGUAAUCAAUAUCAAUUUGAAAAGAGAUAAAAUAUAAUUAGGAGUAAGUUGGUAAAGUUAUCUUCAAUUUUUCUUCUUUUUAGGAGUGAGUAGUUUAUUAAAGGGUGUGCCCAAGGCAAAAGGAACACUUAUUUAGGAAUGGAGGGAGUAUUGACUAAAGAGGGACUUUUUCUCGGGUUGUGACUAGUUAAAGUUUGACUUCCAAAUCCUCAUGCAGAAGAACCUAUAGUUUUCUUGACGGGAAAAUGUUGGAAGCUCCAAAGUUUGCGGGACUUAUAGACUUAAAUGAGAACCAUGAUCAUUAUGGACUGUCACAAAAUUUUUAUCGUAAGCUUGGUGAGGGAUCAAACAUGUCAAUUGACAGCUAUGGGAGCUUGCAGAUGAGCAAUGGUGGAGGUUCAGUUGCAAUGUCGAUGGAUAACAGUAGUGUUGGAUCAAAUGAUUCACACACUCGUAUUUUAAACCACCAGGGUCUCAAGCGUGUCCACAAUAAUUAUUCUGUUGCAGCUAGUGUAAAUAAGGGAAAAGCUUCUCAUGGCUUGAGUGAUGAUGCUCUAGCUAAAGCUUUGAUGGAUCCUCGAUUUCCUACCAAUGGGCUUGAGAAUUAUGAUGAGUGGACAAUUGAUUUGAGAAAGCUCAACAUGGGGCCAGCUUUUGCUCAAGGGGCCUUUGGGAAACUCUACAAGGGAACUUACAAUGGAGAGGAUGUUGCUAUCAAGCUUCUAGAGAGGCCAGAGAAUGAUCCUGAGAGGGCUCACUUGAUGGAGCAACAGUUUCAGCAGGAAGUCAUGAUGUUGUCAAGGUUGAGACAUCCAAAUAUUGUUCGGUUUAUCGGUGCAUGCCGUAAACCCAUGGUGUGGUGUAUUGUCACUGAAUAUGCUAAAGGAGGAUCAGUUCGUCAGUUUCUCACUAAGCGACAAAAUCGAGCCGUGCCCUUGAAGUUAGCAGUGAAGCAGGCUUUGGAUGUAGCAAGGGGUAUGGAAUAUGUGCAUGGCCUGAAUCUGAUACAUCGUGACCUAAAAUCUGACAAUCUGCUAAUUGCUGCUGAUAAAUCAAUCAAGAUUGCAGACUUUGGGGUUGCUCGUAUUGAGGUGCAGACAGAAGGAAUGACGCCAGAGACUGGAACAUACCGCUGGAUGGCUCCGCUUAAUGUGGCAGUUAGGAUGUAGAAAUCGAGUUAGAUGGGAAAUCCUGGAUGUAAAGAGAUUGAAAGAUGGAGCUAUAUCCUUUUCUAUCGGUCGGAGAUUCAUUACAUAAUUAAUUUUUAAGAAGAGUAUGUACUAUGUAUGGAUACAUUAUACAAGUCUAAGAUACUAUUGUGUGACAAGUUUCCAUGGUCUGGCCUUCAAAACAAUAUUAGAGAUGAACUUGUCUUGGGAGAUGAAAUUACAUUUUCAAAAAGCCGAGGGGAUUGGAGAUUAAGCGUGCAUUUGUUAGAGAAAUAUGGCAAAUGAAGUUUUUCAUUUCCAAGUGGACAAUCUUUGUCCGACAGUUUGUCGAAGAAGAUGGUGAUUGUCGAUACCUAUAAGACACUUGUCAAAAUGCUUAUGAUUAAGCUUGCACGUGUCAAAGAAAUAUGGCAGAUGGAUUUUUCACUUCCAAUUGGAUAAUCUUUUCCGACAUUUAGUUGAAGAAGAUGGUGUUUGUGGGUGGCUAUAAGACACUGUCAAAGUGCUUGUGAUAGGAAUUGACGUAUAUAGUGGCUCUGGGGAUGUUCAAGUGUGUUGUUGCAGUUGAGAUGGACCGCUUUCUUGUGAUGGCACAAGAUUUUUCAAUGCAGUUAUUCCCAGUGCGAGGAAUGAGUAGUGUGUAGAUGAGUAGCAUGCAUGGCUUAAGGAAAAUAAAUGCGAACUUGCCUAGCACACCAUAGUUGAUGCAAUAAAGGUCGUCCAAGUUGCCAUCUUCAUGUCGAAUAAGGCCGUAGCUUGGCAUGUCUAGCAACUCUUUUAAACUACAUCCAAUUAUACUAUAUUCAAAAAUUCGCUUUCAGGUUAUUUGGAAUAGGAAAUGACCUGUCACAUAUCCCUAGAAAAACUAUCUUUCACAUCUUAGCAAUAUUUGGAAUUGCAUGUUUUUGUUUCUUCGUGCAAUAUGCCUUCAUUAUUCUUGUUGCAAAAGAGAGAGACAAUAUUCUAAUUGUUGUUUAGCAUGUGUGCGCUGUUGUGAGGGGGUUAAUUGAGUGCAUUUUACUCUGUUUUGCAGGGAGAUGAUCCAGCACCGACCGUACACACAAAAAGUUGAUGUUUAUAGUUUUGGCAUUGUUCUGUGGGAGCUCUUAACAGGGAUGCUUCCCUUCCAGAACAUGACUGCUGUGCAGGCAGCUUUUGCAGUGGUCAACAAAAAUGUCCGUCCAAUUAUCCCCAAUGAUUGUUUGCCUGUCCUAGGUGAAAUCAUGACUUGCUGCUGGGAUGCUAACCCUGACAAUCGGCCACCCUUCUCUCAGGUGGUCAGAAUGCUUGAGGCUGCAGAAACAGAGAUCUUGACAACGGUCAGAAAGGCCCGUUUCAGGUGCUGCAUCAGUCAACCCAUGACUACAGAUUGAUUUGGAAAGAGGAAACUGUAUGUAGGCAGUAAGGGCAAUAGUAAGGAUUUGGGAAAGGCUGAACAAAACUGAUUCUAGAGUCUGCCAUGUGUACCUAUGACGCAUAAUUUCUUUAUUCAGAUAGAAAAAAUGGGAGAAAAUUAUGAUAAGAACUGUUUGAUUUUGUAUUGUAUCUUCUUUUGUUUUCCUUUUCUCCUUGAAUUUAAGAUUCUGAAAAGUGAUGAUAGAAGAGUGUGUAUUUAUACAUGUCCAUUUAUGGCCUA